AUGGUGAUUCGAAACGAGGGAAAACGACAUCACAUUUUUUUUGUUCAAUAUUUGAAUGUUUUUCAUAUAGACAUGCUGAUUGAGAUUACGGUUUGAUAGACUGCAGUUAAAUAGGAAAACAUUUCACAAAUAUGCAGAACGAUAGAUCUAUAAACAAUUACGAUAAGCAACACGGUUUCAAGACACUAAAAAGAAUGCCCGUACGAACUUUUCUGCGAGAAUCCUCCUUGUGAUUACACUUUCAGAAUACACAGAGAGAAGUAACAAGUCUGUAGUCAAAAUUUAAUGUCAAAUGAAAAAAAUGCACAAAGCUAAAUACAGCCAGGAGCAGACUAAUUCACAAAAAAAUCGCAAUUCACUGCGAGUACUCCAAAAUCAUAAAAAAAAACAACCACAUUGCCAAAAUAAAGCUAAUAAAUCCACAUGUAUGAAGCAGAGUUCCUUAAACUGACAACAUGAUGGAGAAAGAAAAAAUUGAGAAACUGAUGUGAUGAGCCGUAGAAAACCUGAGCGAGAAUUCCCAGUAAAGUUGGAAAUAUUUUAUUGACAAAUUUUCAGUGUGGCCAAACAUUCACACUGACAGUAUGGCCACCAUAAAAGGUGAAUCCAAAACAAACGAAACAGAAUAAUAGAGGACUAGUUUUGGUCAGGCCAUGAAUAAAAGAAUAAAACAUGCCAAAGGAAAAUGUUGGAAAGAAACAUACGUCUACAUUUGCUACUGUGUGACCAAUUGAUGGACUUGCUAACCCAGCCAUUGAGAUAAUGUCACCAGCUCCAGCACUAUCGAUCAUUAUCAUCGAUGUGCCCUUCUUCUUCAUAAGCUUCGUAAUCUACAGAAGCAGCCAUGGUGGAUGAGUUUCACACAUUUGAGGAAACAAAGAACUCAUAUUGCUAGAAUGCAUGUCUACAUUAAGGUUAUAGAUACACAUAUUUAUUUGCAAUGACCUUUCCUUCCUCAAUCUUCUCAGUUCCUUUAUCAGUGUUACGUAGUGCGUGUAUUCUGUCUCCAAUUUGAAUAACCCCAGAGAAAAUUCGGCCAGUCAGUAUUCGUCCAAGAUAAAAGUCGCGCUCCAUCAUAGAAACCUACAAAAAACUGGAGUGCAUAUUUCGAACGUCCACAUAAAUAAGAAAUAUGAUGCAUGCCCCCACGAAAAGAUUGUCAGUGAUGAUGAUGCUGAUUAAGAAUUAGGUGUAUCUCAAUGCCUGUCGAUUCAAAAUAAAAACCAAAAAAUACAGAACAAUCUUCAUGAACUCCAAAGAUUUACACAAGUUUGUGCACCCAAAAAUGAUGGCCCCCAUAAAAAAAGAAACAUUCGUCAACCAUAGAAAGAAAAUCGGCAGUGAAUCUUACAUACUCACUUUUCCAGCAUAAAAGAAAAAGUCAAAAAAUUACAAAUCAAAUUUUUAGUCUCCUCAAAUGUCAAAGAACAGAAAAGUUAGUCCAUGAUUGUAGAUCCGACCAAAGCUCCAGUGUAGUUUUGUACAAGUUUCAUUAUAAUGAAAACAUUAAACUAA
Messenger RNA from Spirodela intermedia, 1515 nucleotides. Lineage: Eukaryota; Viridiplantae; Streptophyta; Magnoliopsida; Alismatales; Araceae. The record is from the annotation of a GenBank genome assembly.